AUGGGUUUUUGCUUUGGAUUCGUCUUGGUCAUCCUCACCAUCAUCUUCCCGCCACUCGGUGUCUUGAUGAUCGCAGGCUGCAGUGGCGAUAUUGUGGUGAACCUCAUCCUCACCCUGCUCGGUUGGAUCCCGGGCUACAUCCACGCCAUCUACCUCAUCGUCGUCUUCUACCACCGCAGAGGUCUCCGCAGAAGAGGCGUCUUCCUCACGAAUGACGCGCCCCUGAUCUUCAGUCACAAAGUGCAGAGCGGCGGACUUGCGUACCGGGGGAGGAGAACCUACUAG
Molecule: messenger RNA, 285 nt
Organism: Drepanopeziza brunnea f. sp. 'multigermtubi' MB_m1
Lineage: Eukaryota; Fungi; Ascomycota; Leotiomycetes; Helotiales; Drepanopezizaceae
Cellular component (GO): membrane
Source: RefSeq, a predicted model, not a curated record